Messenger RNA from Fusarium odoratissimum NRRL 54006, 1363 nucleotides. RefSeq lists its product as uncharacterized. Bases 791 to 1102 code for a protein of 103 amino acids. The record is from RefSeq and is a predicted model, not a curated record. The transcript is spliced from 2 exons. Lineage: Eukaryota; Fungi; Ascomycota; Sordariomycetes; Hypocreales; Nectriaceae.
CUCUUGUGGCGAGGUGAUGAGACAAUCUCAGAUCAAAUCAAGUUGCAGAAGAAUGAUUUUUUGCUUUCCUUCUUUCACAUGUGAAGGACCCCUUUUCUUUUUUGAUCUGAUCGUCUUUGCAUAUGAUCAUCGAGGCUUAUUCGGUACCCUCUCAACAUUAUGCUCAUAAGCCAUACAAACAACACCACGAGAUUUACUGUUUACGCGUCUUGAUACGCGUAAUGGAGAAUUAAAUAUCACCGCCUUCAUUCUGAGGCGUUUACCUCUGUUCCUGCUUUUGGAACUUUAACUGUGUCAUUCGGAGACGCUUCAUGUGUUGGGUUUAGCAUCAUUAAUCUGGGCGCUAAUACUCUCUCUGUACAGUAGUUCCCGUUCGGUGGGUUAGGUAUGAAUAUACAUGUUUAUCGACUCAUCAUACUCAAUUAAAGUCAACUUACACCAUUGAAUUCAAUUGCCAUUGCUAAAUCAUCUGCUCUUCAACACCGCCUUUGCUGGAUUUUAACGCCAACUCAUCCGUCUCCAUCCCAUCGCAUCAACCUCUGUCCAUCAAGCGCUGAUGGAUUUUUCCAAUGCGACUUCAAUUUCCGUCCUCAUCAAUUUGCAACAACCCUCGUUUAUGAACCUCGAACUAGUGGUUCGUUCGCAGGGGAAAAGCUCAUGCUAUUAUCAUGCCAUGAUAUCUGUUCCACUAUGGCCAGCAUUGCCUGGCAUCAGAUAUAUCAACAACCUCAUUAUCACGCGACAACCCCUUCUGUGAUGCCUCGCCACUCUCUUUUAAACGCUUCCUCAUAUGGCAAAGUUGCUCCUUCAGCCCACUCUCCCGCUUCGUUUAGACAAGCGUUGGGGGUCACACGCCAACUUGGCGAUCGCCUCCAUUGACAAGGGUCGUCAUCAUCCUUGCUCAGACGAAAAGACAGACUCGUUCCCAUCUUCUCAAGUGAGCAGAACGAAGGGGCAGUCUCAAAGAACCAGAGGAAACUUGAUGUUCCCGUGGCGCUCACUAAACAGCCAACGUUGCAACCAAUGUUGCAGUCAUAUUCGUAUAUCUCACUGCAUUAAAGUAUUGAUUACGGGCUUUCCAUGGCGCACCUCUCGUAUUUAAACGGGAUCCUUCACGGGCUUCCAGGCGGUCAAAGCGGUUCUCGCCUCCCCCAGACCGCAUUGAUUGAAAUUUGCAACCCUAGCCCAGUCACUAUCAACUUCUAACCUUGGAAGGAGCGCACUAUAGGCAAUUGUUUCGCGCCAAGGAAACAAACUAAAAAGAACCCAUAUUCCCAGUUUUGUUGGCCUCACCUCUGUUGGUGAUUUCACCGCUCUCGUGCUCACCUUUUCACUCUUUCAAAUAUCGGCUGUUCUCGCUCAG